AUGGAAGAAAAGCGCCAUCGGAACGUGAUAAUGGGACACGUCGUUGAUAUCCCCGCGAAGCCUGCGCUCUCUGGGAAUUCAUCAAAGUUCGUGGAAGAUUUAGAUCAACCAGGCGGUGAACAAGAAACCACCGCCGCCUAUUCACCUCGAAAAGUCCGCUGUUGCCGUGCCAGUGUCGACGGCAGCCUGCUACUGAGAAUUACCGUACCAUCUAAUACCGCUGCGACUACGAAAAUCGAUGGAGCGGUUGAUGAUGAUCCGUAUCGAUUCGCUGAUCAGCCAUUCCACAGACGUCAUAUUCCGAAUAUUGUUCGGCCGUCGCUGUAUCAGGUCCAACUAAAGCUCUACCUCCCAUGGAGACCGGGCAUUACAUUUGGCGCGCUCGAUUUCACAUUGGAUGGUGUGACUCGUAUGGAAUUCACUGUACAACAAGCCACAAGACGAAUACAACUGAACAUAAAAAAUCUGAACAUAACCGCUGUGCGCCUUUACAACAAUUCAGGAGAAAUCGGCGUCGAUAAGAAGUGUGAAGAUUUCGCACAACUUCUGGACAUUUUCUCCUCGACGGAUCUACUACCCGACUAUAACUAUAUUCUUGCACUAGAAUUCCGUGCAAAAAUCAACAAUCCGAAGUAUGCUGGGAUAUUUACAGCGCCAUAUAUGCAUGGAGCAGAGAAUAGGUAUAAAACCGCCACGCAUUUGCAGCCACAAGAAGCACGCAGUCUCUUUCCUUGUAUUGAUAGUCCUGAAGCGAAAGCUCGUUUUGAUGCUACCGUAAUACAUCCGGAAGGGACAUAUGCAUUGUUUAAUAUGAAAGAGACGAAUAUAUCGACUGAAAGGGGCUGGACAACCACCACAUUCCUACGAUCUCCUGUCAUGUCCACAUAUCUUUUCGCAAUGGUUGUCGGCACAAUGCCAUACAAAGAGACUUAUACGAAAAGAGGAGUGCGGAUUCGAAUCUAUGCUGAAGCGGAGAAGUUGGAAGACACCAACUUUGCACUCUCGAUUGUUCCAAGACUUCUCGCAUUCUUCGAGGACUAUUUCCAACUUCCGUAUCCACUGGAGAAACUUGACAUCUACGGAAUAACAAUGAUGAAAGUGGCUGCGAUGGAAAAUUGGGGCCUUAUUACUGUCCGACAGAAGCUACUGUUGAACAACAGCACCAUCUCCACGUUGACGGAAACUCGUCUCACAUCGAUUGUGCUCGCACAUGAAAUCGCUCACCAGUGGUUUGGAAAUUUGGUGACGAUGAAAUGGUGGGAUGAUCUAUGGCUUAACGAAGGUUUCGCAUCAAUGAUCGGCUUAAAGGCGAACGAUGUCGUGGAUAAUUCGCCUCUUAGUCGGGACGAGUUAUCUGUGGACAUAGCCAGAGCGAUGCGAAACGAUCAAUUGCCGAAUAGUUUACCAGUUUCCAGACGUGAUGAAGCAUUCGAUCCAGAAACAGCAUUCACGUCGAACACCUACAAGAAGGCGAUGUUGAUCAUUUUGAUGGUGGAGCAUAUCGUCGGUGAAGUGUCAUUUCGCGAUGGUCUACGGUUGUUUCUCAAUCAGUUCAUGUACAAAAAUGUUGAUCAUAAUGAUCUUUUGGCCAUGAUCACGAGAGUUUAUACUGGCUCUUCUGUCGGUGGUCGCUUAGCUGACCAAAAUUUCACUUUGGCUGAAGUUAUCGAGACAUGGAUCUAUCAAAAAGGCUUUCCUAUAUUAUACGUUCGAAAGCGGCCAGAUGGGAAAGUGCAAGUCACUCAGGAAAUCUACAGACAUGUUCCCGGUCAUAAACACAGUGGUGUUCAGUGGAAAAUCCCGUUAUUCCUUCGUGAUCCACUCACUUUGGAGCCAACUGUAAAAUGGUUGGUUGAAAACAGUACGGCUAUUCUUGACCUCGGCAAGGAUACGGUACUCGAUCGAGAAGGCAGAAGUUUUGUUCGAAUACGCUACGAUGCGGAACUCUAUCUGGACAUUACCGCACGACUUCACGCUGAUCCGAAUUGUAUCCCGGUGGCAGCACGCACUCGUCUUAUGGACGACUCGUUUACACUGGCAGAAGUGGGAAAUCUAUCGUAUGCGCAUGCGUUGAACAUUUCGGUGUACUUGCGGAAGGAGACUGCUUAUCCACCGGUGAAAAUGCUACAUGCGCACUUGGAUUUUCUCGUAUCACGCCUCACCGCACAUCCAAAGUUUCCGUUAUUUCAGAAAUUCAUCAUCGCUAUCUUGGAGCCAUUGUUCGAACAUUUUCAACGGCAUCCACUCGAAAAUGAUGUAAAAAUCCACGAGGACGAUCUACGAGGUACUGUAUACACUCGUGUAUGUUUAAAUGGUCAUCGAGCAUGUGUCGAUUAUUCUUUGGAGCUAUUAAAUAAACUAAGGAUAUCUUGUGCGAAUAGUAUGCUGAGUAACAGGACGUGUAAUACAAUCCCACCGUAUCUUCGACAACCCUUGUAUUCGACAGCUGUGAUGUAUGGUAACGAUGACAUAUUCGAAUUUAUGUAUUCGAAAUGGGAAACGGAAAUUUAUCAAACGGAAAGGGAACGAAUAUGGAUAGCGCUGGGAGCGAGCAAGAAAAAAGAGCAUAUCCAUCGGAUAUUCGAUGGGCUCUUCUUCAACGAGGUACCAGUAGAUUUACUACCCAUGUGUGCUGGUUAUGCUAGCUACAAUCACCCAGUCAACCAUUUUACGUCGUAUGUUCUGGAGAAUAUGGAUCGACUCAAAGAAGCUGUUCACGGCAAUAGACUUCCGGUCGACAUUUUCCUUCAGACGUUUGCGCGAGGUAUAGUAAAAAUUGACGACAUUCCAAAGUUCAACUCGUUCGUUGAGCGUUUGGCUCCAGCAGUUCCGAUGAAAUUGUCGGCGAUGCUAAACUCCAGAGUACGCUCAGUUAGCGUCUGGAUGGCACGCUACGGAGAUAGUGUCAUCAAUAAUAUUACGAUAUCUAGUCAAUUCGAGAGAUUCGGGGAAAUUUUUGUAAGUACGCAAAUCCAGAAUCUGGAGAGUACCUGUGUCUCUCUCAUCUCGUCGAUCUCUGCUUGUUGA
Necator americanus (New World hookworm) is the source of this 3027-nucleotide messenger RNA. RefSeq lists its product as uncharacterized. The record is from RefSeq and is a predicted model, not a curated record. Gene Ontology annotation, biological process: peptide catabolic process; proteolysis. The transcript has 27 exons. Lineage: Eukaryota; Metazoa; Nematoda; Chromadorea; Rhabditida; Ancylostomatidae. Gene Ontology annotation, cellular component: cytoplasm. Gene Ontology annotation, molecular function: zinc ion binding; metalloaminopeptidase activity; peptide binding. The coding region runs from base 1 to 3027 and encodes 1008 amino acids.